AUGAAAUUUUCUGUAGUCAUCUGUUUUCUUCUAAUUACUUGUUGUACAAGUAAUCCAACAACGACUCCCAAUAGACUUCGUUCAAGAAAUUAUGCUGGUUGUGAUGCUCUUAUCGAUAGUUGUGGUCCGAAUGGUGCCUGCUGUGAUAUACAUGAUGAUUGUUACGCAAAAAAUAAAUGUACACGUCUUAGUUGGAUUAUUCCAUCAUCGACAGCUUGUAUAAAAUGUAAUACCGAUGUGGUUAAGUGUAUUGCAACUAAAGAUCCGGGUCCAAGUCGCUGUUGUCAGAAUGGUGGUAAAUGCUGUGGAUCCCGUGAUGAAAAUUGUCUAAAAUCAAGCUAAACAUACUUGAAUUUUAUAGUAAAAUUAAUACUAUAUAAUUAUUCAUCAAUAAAAUAAUAUGAAGCAUGUUAAAUAAAUCAUUUUCAAUUAAAACUUCUCUUAUUUAUUGACUUUAUGUCAAAUUAUUUGAAUUUCAUUCAUUUGUCUCUGACAAAAAUAAAAGUGAUUACCUAUAAAAAAAAUUUUAUAUAUGUUAAGAAAUGCAUAUUUCGUAUAGGACGUAUACAUAUGCGCUUAUAAAUUCACGUAAUCGUACGCUUGAAAAUCCAUGUGAUUCAAACGAGACAAAAGCCUUCUGUAGACUGUUCGAUUUAAUGUGUGCUAUACCAACGGUAGUUUGAUACUUAAAUAGUUGGCUAUCCUCUAAUGACCAUUCUAUUAUGGUAUACCAAUAGUUGUUCUCUGACGAGAAAUCUACUAUCUGUAUACCGUUGGUUCUUAUGAGUAGCGCGAACAAACUUAUGAAAUGAGACGUUUUAAUUUUUAUGAGUCAUAUUCGGUUUUUGUAUGUUUGAUCGAUGAUCGGAAGUUAUUACAGUUAGUAUAUUAAACUCUAUGAGACAAUAUUUAUUAUAUUUUACAUUUACAUUUUUUCCU
This is a messenger RNA of Rotaria sordida, 939 nucleotides long. NCBI's taxonomy places the organism in Eukaryota, Metazoa, Rotifera, Eurotatoria, Philodinida, Philodinidae. The record is from the annotation of a GenBank genome assembly.